Rhinocladiella mackenziei CBS 650.93 is the source of this 1689-nucleotide messenger RNA. RefSeq lists its product as uncharacterized. Lineage: Eukaryota; Fungi; Ascomycota; Eurotiomycetes; Chaetothyriales; Herpotrichiellaceae. Bases 1 to 1689 code for a protein of 562 amino acids. The record is from RefSeq and is a predicted model, not a curated record. The transcript has a single exon.
AUGAAGGAUGUACAGAUCGAGAGACACACCAAAACGACAAACUCGGAGUUGACGGUGAACAGCAAUGUUCAGCCCAUUGACGCGGCAGAUCCAGCUGUCCGGACGCGCGAAGAGGACGAUCUGAUUUUGACAAAGGACAAUGUUCUAGACGCGGCGGACCCAGGACUGUGGACAUACCGAGUCUGCACCAUCGGACUGGGCCUGAUGUGGCUUACCGGAAUUGGAGUGAUCGUAUAUGGAGCAAUCGUGCAAGCCAUUACAGACUCUUCCAUCGGCGUGUCUAUGCAUCAUCACAAAGCGCUGGGUCCUUUUCUGCGCUUAGCUGUGGCCUUUUGGGUCACUUCAUUGUCCGAUAUCGCUGGCCUGGUCCAUUCCACCAGCCUGCGCUUCGCCCUUCUAGCGGCGAGGAAGUUGACCUUCAACUCCAACCUGCGACUGUUCACGAGCUGUCCGAGUUCCCGCGUACAUUGGUGGCCGGUCAAUCUCCUCUGGGCCUGGUCUUUAAUCUCAUCCUACGCUUGCGGGUCGAUGGUAAUCCUCGAGACGAUCUACACGUAUGGGAGCGACGAUUCUAACAAUGCAGAUGCCACUUACGACGUCGUCUCUGGUUAUGCCCUCAUCUUCCUUGGGUUUGGAUUGCUUGGUCAAGCUUCAGUUGCUACCUGGGCUUUGAUAGUCAAUAAAUUUCCCACCUGGUCCACCAAUCCGAUAUACGUCGCGGCUGUCUGCCAAAGCCAGGGUUGGAUGUCACGGUUGUCGCACCGGAGCAUGUUAAGCGUCCAUGACGCUCAAGACACUUCAUUGCGUGAGCCGCCAACUCUUCCCAAAUUGCGACAAGGUUCCUUACUCAAGGCUCAUUUUCGAGUUCGUCGAGUCCUCAUCCUUGUGUGGAUCGUCACAUUUCUGGCCUUUGUGUGGUUUGCCGCCCUCUGUCUCGCAUAUCAGUUGCGACGCGACACGGGGCCCGCUUGGGGUUCCUUCUCCCGCUCGCUCUCUAAUGAUUGGAGCCUGAUUCCAAACUAUGUCGACACCACCGCGUUUAUUGGGAUUCCGACCUCGCUUGGCCAGAGCUACUUUUCAUUCGGCCCGUGGUUCGUCUGCAAGUACCUGUUGACGUGCGCCUUUGUAUCGGCCAUCACCCUCUCCCUGCAUAUCGUUGAGCUCCUCGUUCAGGCUUCACGCGAUGAGAGCCUAUGGCGGCAAACCGCGUCGGCCAGCGGCCUUCGCCCCAAGGAGCACGGUGCCAUCUACGCCGCCGUCACGAGUUGGCAGACGGUAGCACUGUUUGUCUUGAAAUGCCUCAUCCAUUGGAUUUUCGGUAUGGCGUUUGGGCUGAUGUGGGAAGGCAUUGAAAUCCGCAUUCCGCAGGUGCUGUACACGGCAAUUACAUUACUCUUACUCGCCGUUAUGGCAACUCGUCUUGCUCUUUACCGGCCAAAUGGACCACAACCUGCCGCUUUCGGACAUCUGCCCACACUCAUUCAUCUGAUCGACGUGUGGCACUGCAAGAUGCCCGGUGUCGGGGAUGCUGAUCAGGUUGCUUGGGUGCAGGAGACUGCAGCUUCUGAGCAAGCUGACCAAGUUACGUUAUACUGGGGUGAUAAAGGCGAGGACAUUGAUGGUUUCCGCCGAGCAGGGACUGCGUUUACUCCAUUGAAUCCUAUCGUGAUGACAGCUCUGUAUUUAUAG